Molecule: messenger RNA, 2163 nt
Organism: Oryza brachyantha (malo sina)
Lineage: Eukaryota; Viridiplantae; Streptophyta; Magnoliopsida; Poales; Poaceae
Exons: 2
Coding region: 699-1553 (284 amino acids)
Source: RefSeq, a predicted model, not a curated record
CCAACGCCACGCUGGUCUCUGGUGGUGGCGGUCGCCCUCGCCUCGCGCUUGGGCGCACACAGGCACCAGCCCACACCCUCUUUGUCUUCUUCCUCCCGCCCGCUUUGCUUUUGGUUGCUCGGCUCUACUCCUGUACAAACAAGUGCUGUGCUGCUGCUGGCUGCUGCUGCGGAGCUCAAACGGACCAACCGAGAAAGAGAGAGAGAUUGAGAGGUGGUGGUGCUGUUGCUACUGUUGCUGAUGGCGCUGGUUUACUGCUCCUGAGGGGGAACACGUUGGCCGUGGAGCGGUUGGAGUUGGGAGUUCCUUCUUGGCGCACCGGCGAGGUGAAAACGGCCGUCCACCGGAUUGCCCUGUCUGCUCCUGAGGCUUUCCGUUUCUCUUGGUGCUCUUUUGGUAUCUCCGGCCACUACUCCGUUCUUCACCGGUGGUUCUUGAUUUCGCAGAGGAAAGAUUUCAGGUGAACACGCCUGGAUUUGAUUCGGGAAAUCUUGGGAUAUCGAGCGCAAAGAUGCGUUUUUGAUGCGCAGGCUCCCCCCUCUUUUUUUUUCAGCCGUCAGGAGUCCAAGUGAGGGGAACAGCCUGCUCGCCGUGUGUGUGACGGUGCGAGUGAUAAGUAGGGCACCUGCGCACGAAUUGUUCGUCGGAAAGCCGCAAAGGAGGGGGGCUUGCAAUUUGCAACCGUCGCGGUCAUCACGAUGAGAGAUUUUGCAUCUUGCUUGAGUCAAAGUGGCGUCCAGGUCGCCCAUUCCUCUUCUCCAGGUGGCCAGAACAUGGUGCAGUGCACCUACCUAGCCAGACUGCGUGGCAAAUCUUGCAGCGUGACCGUCACCUGGAGCAAGAUGACCAUGGGGCAGGCACUGUCCAUCGCAGUUGAUGACUCUUCUAACCGUUGUCUCUGCAAGACAGAGAUAAAGCCCUGGCUGUUCUCCAAGAGGAAAGGCUCUAAGGCCAUGGAGGUGGAUGGUGGCGCGCUGGAUAUCGUCUGGGACCUGUCGUCUGCGAAGUUUGCGGCCGGGCCGGAACCCGUCGAAGGUUUCUAUGUUGCCCUGGUUUGUGAUCUUGAAGCCGUUCUUGUGCUCGGCGACAUGCCCAAGGAGGGGGAUCACAGGGUUUCGUCAGAUGUAUCAGCUUCCAGUGCUGUGAUGAUAGCCAGGAAGGAGCAUAUUUAUGGGAAGAAGGUGUAUUCAGCUAAGGCUCGAUUUUUGGACAUUGGUCAGCUCCACCAUAUCACCAUAGAGUGCGACACAUCAGGGUUGAAGGAUCCAAGCCUAGAAAUCAGGAUUGGCAAGAAGAGAGUCAUGCAGUUGAAGAGACUUGCAUGGAAGUUUAGAGGAAACCAGACGGUCUAUGUUGAUGGACUUCCAGUAGAGGUACUCUGGGAUGUCCACGAGUGGCUUUUUGGUUCGUCGAGUGGAUGUGCCGUGUUCUUGUUUCAGUCAGGUCAAUCCAUGGAAAAAUUGCUGUUAAGGUCUUGCUCGCAGAAUGAAAAGGAGCUUCAAGCACAUCGUUUUGGCUUCACUUUGAUACUUCAUGCAUGGAAGAUUGAAUAGUCAGAAACAUGAUGACAGGUUUCUUCGGCAACUCCACCGUAAAUUAAUGAAUCCUAACAGUAAGAAUAUGCAAGCCUGACAAAACCUUGUGCAAGGAUUUCAUGCUUCUUAACAUUUUGUAUUCUAGCGAUGUUCAGCAAGUUGAAAAAUUGAUAAACCCAUAUAAUUUUUGCUAGAUAGGUAUUUAGACAGAAUGUCAGAUUAUAGUGCCCCAUUGUAUCAUCAUGUCUUUGGCAUAUACAUUCUGAUCACAAAUCCAAGAAGCAAAACAAAAAAUGAUGUUUUUUUUCUGAAGACUUUGGUGUUCUUGUGCUCUAAUAUUAUGUGUGAGACACUGAGGAUAAGUGGAAAUGUACUACUGAAUCGAGAGAGCCUGGUGCUGUGCUGUAUUCUGUGCCAACUGCCAAUUUAGCAAAAGGUGCAACUCUGGACAUGGUGUGAGCUGCAUUUUGACAAUUCUUAGAGCAAGUAUAAUAAUAGGUUAUAAGCCAGCCUAAUGGUAAUGUAGAGGAGAGAGAAGAGAAACGGACUGGAGCAAGGCUAAUAAUAUAGUCAAUAAACUGGCUAUAAGACUCUUUGUAGUCUUUUCUUAGCUCACUCAUAUAGUAGU